Oryzias melastigma (Indian medaka) is the source of this 1324-nucleotide messenger RNA. It is a transcript of the gene atp6v1d, whose product is annotated as ATPase H+ transporting V1 subunit D. Bases 179 to 925 code for a protein of 248 amino acids. The transcript has 9 exons. Gene Ontology annotation, molecular function: proton-transporting ATPase activity, rotational mechanism. NCBI's taxonomy places the organism in Eukaryota, Metazoa, Chordata, Actinopteri, Beloniformes, Adrianichthyidae. Gene Ontology annotation, cellular component: proton-transporting V-type ATPase complex. The record is from RefSeq and is a predicted model, not a curated record.
GUCACGUGACCAGAGGCCAGCUGAUCAUCACGGACGAACAAGAUCACGACCAUUUACCUUAGUCUGUGAACCUAAUCCCGAAUGAUUUGUUUGUUUUGCGUUAGCAUAUUCAUAUAACUUUAUCUAAACAUCAAAACGAGGCACCGAUUUCAGCUUUAAUCCCGGAAAAACUGAGAAGAUGUCCGGAAAAGAAAGGAUCGACAUUUUCCCGUCCAGGAUGGCUCAGACCAUCAUGAAGGCUCGGCUGAAAGGAGCCCAGACCGGCCGCAACCUGCUGAAGAAGAAAUCGGACGCUCUCUCCAUGCGGUUUCGUCAGAUCCUCCGCAAAAUAAUUGAAACAAAAACUAAGAUGGGAGAGGUUAUGAGGGAAGCUGCUUUCUCUUUGGCUGAAGCCAAAUUUGCAGCAGGAGACUUUAGCACAACUGUAAUCCAGAAUGUCAACAAAGCGCAGGUGAAGGUCCGAGCAAAGAAAGAUAACGUUGCAGGUGUCACCCUCCCGGUGUUUGAGCACUACCAAGAAGGCGGAGACAGUUAUGAGCUCACCGGUCUGGCCAGAGGAGGGGAGCAGCUCUCCAGGUUGAAGAGGAACUACGCCAGAGCUGUUGAGCUGCUGGUGGAGUUGGCCUCCUUACAGACUUCUUUUGUCACCCUGGAUGAAGCCAUCAAGAUCACGAACCGUCGUGUCAAUGCCAUAGAGCAUGUGAUCAUCCCCCGGAUUGAUCGUACUCUCACUUACAUCAUCACAGAGCUGGAUGAACGAGAGCGAGAGGAGUUCUACAGGCUGAAGAAGAUUCAGGAGAAGAAGAAGCAGCUCAGGGAGAGGACGGAGCUGGAGAUCGCCGCUCGCCUGGCCGCUCUGGGUCCCAUCGCCGAGCCGGCCAACAUGCUGACGGAGGAGGCGGACGAAGACCUGCUGUUCGAAUGAAGCGCCACUCGUCAUCCUAUUUAUUUGUGCCUGUCUGGCCAUUUUCCCUGAGAGAGAUUUGUGUGUGCGUCAUGUGAUUCGUUCUGUGUGUGUCCGUGUACAGGAACCAAAUCGGUGGCACUUCGGAUGAAGACUAAGAGUCUUUCAAAAUAAAAUAAGCAAAUACAACAACAAAGAAUAUGUUUACAUGUGGAUUGGUGUUGGCAAUCCAUGUGACCCAUCCGUCUGUAGAUAUUGUCACAUUCUGUGGCUUUGCAUGCUGUACAGCUAAAGGUUGUCGAUUUCAAAGUGUUUGUGUCGUGGAGGUCAUGGUGGAUGUUUCCCAUUUCGACAGAACCUCCUCAUGUGACCCCGCUUUAAAAUGUGGUGAAACUCAUCUGGAUUAAAGUCUAAUUCAAA